Astrephomene gubernaculifera is the source of this 1348-nucleotide messenger RNA. The record is from the annotation of a GenBank genome assembly. Lineage: Eukaryota; Viridiplantae; Chlorophyta; Chlorophyceae; Chlamydomonadales; Astrephomenaceae.
CGCUGGUGUGGGUGGCGGCGGGGCAGGGCGAGGCGGGGCUGUGGGACAUCGUCAGCGGCCGCUGUCGGCAGGUGCUGCGCUGCCUGGGUCCGCUGGAGGCGGAGGCGGCCGCCGCGGCCACCCUGCCCGCAGCACUCAGCCCGCACACCUGGCCACCGCCGCCGCCGGCCCUGCCGCAGCCGCCGCAGCCGGGGUUAGCGGGCUUGGAGGGUGCGGGCGGCAGGGGCUCACAGCGCGGGGAUGUGGCAGGGGGGGCGGGCGGUGCGGGUGCGGGUGCGGGUCGAGGAGCAGGAGGAGGAGGAGGGGGUCCUGCAGGCUCGGGCUCGCUGGGCGUGGAGGCCAUCUCACAACCGCAGCCCCGUACGGCAGGCGCCCGCUGCCUGCUGCCGCUGCCGGGCGGUGCGCUGCUGUGGGGCGGCAGCGACGCCGCGGUGCGCUACUGGGACGCCUCGCGACCCGAGGGCAGCUACGCGGUGUGCGGGCCGCUGUGGCCGGGCGACUCGCUCAGCGACGGCACCUCGCUCAGCGGCCUGAGCGUCCCCGAGUACAGGUACAAGUACCGCGCCCGGGCGGUGGGCGACGUGGCGGUAUGCGAGGAGCUCUGCCUGCUGGACACAUCCGGCACCCGACUCACGGAGAGCUGCCACGAGCUGAGGGGGCGGGUGCGGGUCAACGACCAGGCGCACGCGGACGCGGUGACGGCCCUAGCGGUGGCGGACCCGCCGGGCAGCAGCCGGCUGCUGCUGAGCGCCAGCCGGGACGGGGUGAUCAAGGCGUGGAAGUGAAGGAGGGAGGAGGGGAUGUGGGUGCUCUGUUGAGGGUCCUCGUCCUAACUUCUUCUCGGUCUGACUCUUUGCAUCCCACUUCGGUGACGGUCGGACGGGCUGACAAUGAGGAGGGAGGGGAGUCCUUGCUUGCGCCGUGUUGCUUGCAACCCCUCCCUUGCAAGGGUUGCAGUGGUUGGAGGGGUCGCUGCGGUGGUGGUGUUGCGAGGUGAUGGUUCGCGGCUUUCGUGAUGCGGGCGCGACAGGCCAGGGGAAGGCCGCGGGGGCGAAGCGAUAAGGAGUGUGGAGCACGCGUGCGCGCGCAGGUGCUGCAUGCUGCGCUGAGGCCGAGGUCGCUGAGGCUGCACCCUCACUCCUACACACCCGUUGUACGUUAUAGUGGGACCCGGCCUUCUUCGAUACCGCAGCGCUCGUCCAAGCCGCCACGUGCGCCGCCACACCCUCAUCACUGUGCUAGUGGUACCACCACUUUAUGACACUGCUAACCGCCACAGCGGCACAGCCAGAGGCAAGUUUUGACCGUCACGAACGCAGACAGCAUUUGAAGGACAGCAAUGCCAGCU